This is a messenger RNA of Trypanosoma conorhini, 756 nucleotides long. RefSeq lists its product as uncharacterized. The transcript has a single exon. Bases 1 to 756 code for a protein of 251 amino acids. The record is from RefSeq and is a predicted model, not a curated record. NCBI's taxonomy places the organism in Eukaryota, Euglenozoa, Kinetoplastea, Trypanosomatida, Trypanosomatidae.
AUGGGGGCGGCAGUUGCGGCAGUCGAGCAACAAGCGAGGCGGACACCGCCCACAAAAGAAAGAGAGACAAGUCAACCACACACAGAGCUGCAUGCACGCCGUAGACCGCAGUGGAGGGCGAGGGAGAGAGGGGGCGGCUCUCUCGCACGGCGUCGUGUCACCCCCCACUCGCCGUGUCUUGGCGUGCCGCUCGCUACACCGCUCGCCGGCACUCCCCCGGCGGGCCGCCGCGAGGGCAGAGCCGCAUGCAACGGCAAGGCAGCCAAGCACCACAGCGCCCCCGCACCGGAGGAAGGUCAGGCGCGGAUGCACCCGCGCGAGGGAGCCCCCUUCAGGGCGUCCACUUCGCUGCGGUGCCUGCGGUCGUGCAUCGCGCCGCAGCAUGCGCCGCGCCAUCGCCGCGGAGCGGUCGGCGGCUCUCUGAAGCUGCGCGCGUUGUCCCUUGCCAGGUUCCCCAGGGAGCGCCUGCGGCCGGUUGCUCACCCGCCGCAACCGCGACCGCUCCGCCUACACCCGCCGCGAUGCUCCCGCGUCACUCCGCGCCCGUCUUGCGGCGAAGUACAUGCAAGAGAGAAGGCGCGCGACCGCGCAGCCGCUCAGCCACGCCGCCGCGCCCGUGGGCCACUGCGACUCGAGCACCGCCUGGUGCUGCGCCAAGGCAUCGCCAGCCCCUGCGGCCUACGCCUCCUUGCAGAGCCGCCCAACAGACGCGCGGCCAAACCGGGCCCCGUCGCCCGCGCCCUUCGCGGCACGUGA